AUGCGGCAUCCUCUAUGCACUAUGCGUGCAUAUCCUCUUGACCCCUUCCUUUGAUGGCCGCGCGCGCCACUGAGCACUCGGAUAUGCAUAAGUAGUUCCACUUGCGGCCUCCCAGCAAAGCCCUAUAUAAGCGCCCCCUUCCAAGAAAGAUUCAGUUCAAGCUCGUCUACCCCACUGCUCGCUCAGCAACCAGCAUAUAACACAUAGUUUAAUUUGACACCUGUCGACACUCGAGAGAGAGGAGCAUGGCGACCUUGCGCAGGCAGCCGAGUCUGGAGUUCGACGUCAAGGUCGUGAGGGUGGCCGGCGUAGAGGCGCGGCUCGAGGGUAGCCUCUUUGUGAGGUACUACGUCCCGGCCGGCGACGGGAGGCGGCGGAUCCGCGUGGACACGCGCGAGGUCCCGUGCGGCGCCGGGGGCGACGACGUGCUCUGGGGAGAGCGCGUGCGCUUCCAGCUGGCGGGCAACGCCGGGGCCGUCGCCGCGCCGGGCAAGGUCGCGUUCGAGCUCCGGUGGAGGCCGCGCCCAUCGUCGUCCGGGCUCGCGGCGUUCCUGGGGACAGGGAGGCCGUCGUCGCGCGUGCUGGCGCGGGCCGAGCUCGCUUUGUCGGCGUCGGCGGAGAGCUGGCUGAGACUCUCGCCGGCGAGCCGGGAGCUGGGCGGCGGGUGCAAGGCGCCCAAGUUGCUCGUCGAGGUCAAGAUCCUCCACGGCGUAGCGGCUGCCGAUCGCGUGGUCGUGCAGGCGAGGAAGUUCGGCGGCGUGAACGAGUGCUGCCGUGGCGGCGAGCGCUGCGGCAGCUGCGGGUGGGUCGGGACCGAGGAGGACAUGUUCCUGGCGGCGACGUUUACUCAAUAGCAGUACCACUGUACCAGUAUUGUGAUGGUAGGUGAACUUCGUAGUAGAGCUCUUCCAGCAAGCAGUUGUCGAUUUCAGUCAAACUCGGGCGUGAAAUAUGAACAAAUUUUGAACAAGAUGCCAAAUUCAGUUCUGGUAUUUUUGCGCUUCCUCGUCGCCGGGCCAACGAUUGUUCUUCCGCGCUCAGGCGGCUCUGAGCGGUGUGCACAUCGGAGACGCGGCGCGCAGCCGUGAAGCUUCAACGGAAAUUAAGACGGGGGUCGAACUAAGUGGAUCAUGCACUAGCCCUUUUUUUUAGUUAAGAAGACUAUAUACGAUACUAAAGUAGGGUUUGGCAUCACAGUAGAUCACAAAGAUCCCGUUUGCCCUGUCAAUUUUUGUUUAUUUUAGCAUCCGUUUGAAUUUAACUUUUUUGUGCUUUUUUUCACAGUAGUACAGUACAUUAUAAAACACAAGAGGUAACAAUCACAGUGCAACUAACUUUAGUCUGCUUGCAUACAGAUCUAAGGAGCCCCUGAAGAGCUCCAUUUCAGCAUUUGUGACCUCCCUUCCCUUAAUCUUUUAUUCUAAACUGGG
This is a messenger RNA of Triticum dicoccoides, 1430 nucleotides long. RefSeq lists its product as uncharacterized. Lineage: Eukaryota; Viridiplantae; Streptophyta; Magnoliopsida; Poales; Poaceae. The transcript has a single exon. Bases 246 to 854 code for a protein of 202 amino acids. The record is from RefSeq and is a predicted model, not a curated record.